Salvelinus sp. IW2-2015 is the source of this 1916-nucleotide messenger RNA. The record is from RefSeq and is a predicted model, not a curated record. NCBI's taxonomy places the organism in Eukaryota, Metazoa, Chordata, Actinopteri, Salmoniformes, Salmonidae.
UGUCCGGACUGUCACUGUCCUCUCGUGCAGUGUCUAAGCUCCUCCGUGCUUUUCACCAUCGCUCAUCUACCCUCCGCUCUGUCGCCGAAAACAGUGGCCCGGGGUAGAUUCGGGCAAUGCAUAGCAUAUCUCUGUCUCUCAAUCUGUCGAKGAUCUUUUUUGUGGAGCCUAGUGCUGCAUUGCCGAUAGGAGGGGAGUUUUUGAUCAGUCAUACUGGACUGACGGGGAGGGAAUGUUAUGCUGCAUUCCCUCCUCCUUUCAUUCUCUCUCUAAUCUGACAUUUGAGAAACUCGUUCGUGCGCAAGAUUGUAAUUAGAUAGAUGCUGAAGGAGAAGAGCAUUAAUUGGCCCAGCCACUGUGCAAUUUUAUGUAUUGCAAUUGCUCGAUUAUAAAUGACUAUAACACAAUACAGUGACAAGAGUCGAUGUACUUGUUCUUCUUCUACAAUCUACACAUAUUCGCCAAUUCAGAAAAAAAAAAGAUGGUGAAACUCAAACGGGAGAAAUAUUUUCUCGAAGGACAAUACAUUUGUUCUAUUCGCCAGGUUUUAUGAUUUACACAACUUUUAUCUUGAGAACUUUUAUUUUGAAGUGACUGUGACGCGCUCGCGUACCCGGAAGUUCACUUCACAACAUCAACUGGUGGGGGGGAAAGAGAAGAGGACACGGAGAAAAGAAGUAACUUAAAACACCAAAGUGACUUUUCCAAACAACCUUUUGGAGUAAUUUCAGGCGUCAUUUUAACGUUUUCAAACUCACGUCCAAAUGUUCUGAGAGCAGAUCGCAGCGUCACAUGGAGGCUGUUGUAAAGAACUUGGAGCGGACCAUGGAGCUACUCGCGGUGUCGCAGACAGAGACGGUGCAGCGGUGGGACAAACAAACCCUGGACAGAGCCUUCCAAUGGACUCAGUACUGCGAACACGUCUACACACGGUUCCAUGCAAAUCCAACCGUCAGGGACAUCUUGGAAAAACAACUACAGGUGACAAACGAAAGUUUACGAACAACUUUUCAGGGGUAUACGGACAUCACGUUUUCUGACCUGUCGCAGUGUCAACACUUGCUGCUUGUGGGRUUACUAAACAACGCCGCUGUUCCGAGCUCAGUCAUCAAACUACUUUUCGACACUAGAACGGUUGKAGGAAAAUCUAAGGACGCCACCGGUCAUUGCACUGAGUUCAUAGAAGUGAAAUCGGCACGUAAAGUUUUAAGCGCCAUUUAUUUGAAACGCAGUACGUCCUUUCCUGGUCCUGRUGUUGACGUGAUAGGCAUGACACUGAUGGAGAUAUUGGAUACCCUGCUCUCUCCAGCUUCUGGCGUGUCCAAGGUGGGCCUAGCAGAGAAGUUAUUGGACAACAUCUUACAAACCUGUGGUGAAAAUGAAAUCUUCUCAGGAGUCGUUGCUGCUACUCUCCGGUCAAGGAAAAACAACAAAACAGCAACAACGGCAGCAACAACAACAACAACAACAAAAAUGGCUUCUGAAGGAGUUUCAUUAGACUUUAUCCUGGCUUGGCUCCGGCAACACCAUAGUUUACUCCAGCAUAUGUGUUCCACGUUGCCUAUUGGACUUUUGAUGGACCUCUACCAGCAGUCCRUGAGAUUUAGAGUGACCUACCGUGACAUGUUGAAGCAAUGGGGGUCACAGUUGGAGUAUGACUUGGGAGAAGGAGAGUGGGUUCAAAUGUAUACCACCGACGGGGUGUCGUUCAAGACACUGUCUGACCAUUAUAGGUCGUUACUAGGGGCUUGUCCGUCAACAAAGGAGGACGUUGAGAGAGAGCUGACAGAACUGAAGGUUGCCGAUGGGGACUUUGAUGUUGGAGGUCUGAGUGUUUGGGGUGACCUCCUCUCUGAGCUGAACAAGGUCUGAGUGUUUGGGGUGACCUCCUCUCAGAGCUGAACAAGGUCUGAGUG